Molecule: messenger RNA, 2449 nt
Organism: Trifolium pratense (red clover)
Lineage: Eukaryota; Viridiplantae; Streptophyta; Magnoliopsida; Fabales; Fabaceae
Product: pentatricopeptide repeat-containing protein At5g15300-like
Exons: 1
Coding region: 167-1807 (546 amino acids)
Biological process (GO): RNA modification
Molecular function (GO): RNA binding; protein binding
Source: RefSeq, a predicted model, not a curated record
UCAAGCAACCAAAGAAAGAAUAUUUAAGCCAAAAAUAAAUCAGCAAGCGACGUAUGCCGUGACGACAACUGUGAUAAACCAAAUGAGAUUCCGGUGGCGCCUCACACGGCGGUGCGAAAGAAUGAGCGCCGCGUGAUAAUUCCCCAAGAUUGAGAAUUUGAGAAAAAUGACGGGAUCCAAGUUUUGUCGAGUAACAUGCAUGCUCAACAAACUCUCUUCAAUGUCACAAUUGAAACAAAUCCAAGCUAUAAUCACAAAAUCAGGUCUUCACUCCCACAUUUCAUUCAUAACCAAACUCAUUUUCUUUUCAGCACUUUCUCCAAUGGGUAACCUUUCUCAUGCUUAUUCUCUUUUUCAACAAUCUUCUAUUGUUAUGCACAACAACAACAACCCCUUUAUUCCCAACACUUUGAUUCGUGCUUUUUCCAAUAGUUCUUUCCCUCUUCAAGCUUUGUAUAUUUAUAACCAAAUGCAAUACAACAAUGUUGUUUCUGAUUGUUAUACUUACAAUUUUGUUCUUAAAGCUUGUUCUAGAGCUUAUAAGUUAAUACAAGAAAGUGGUAGUUUUGAUGAUGAUGCUGAUGAUGAGGUUGUUGUUUUUAAUAAAGGUGUUGAGAUUCAUUGUAGAGUUAUUAAAAUAGGGUUUGAAAAUGAUUCUUGUAUUCAAAAUUCGUUGCUUAAUAUGUAUUCGCAAUGUGGGUUGGUCUCGGUUGCACGCCAGUUGUUUGAUCAAAUUAAAGAUACAAGUUUGGUUUCUUGGAAUAUUAUGAUAUCGGCGUAUGAUCGUAUUGAAGAUUAUGAAUCGGCAGGUUACCUUUUUGAAACAAUGCCGCAUAAGAAUGUUGUUUCGUGGAAUAUCUUGAUUGGAAGAUAUAUUAGGUUAGGUAAUGUUGAGGCUGCAAGGAGAGUGUUUGGUUGUAUGCCGGAGAGGGAUGCGGUAUCGUGGAAUUCUAUGAUUGCUGGUUGUGUUUCUGUUAAGGAUUAUGCUGGAGCGUUGGAACUGUUUUCUGAGAUGCAAAAUGCUGGAGUAAAACCGACAGAAGUAACACUUAUAUCGAUCCUUGGUGCCUGUGCUGAAACUGGUGCAUUGGAGACAGGUUGCAGAAUACACGAGUCCCUUAAAGUGUGUGAGCAUAAGAUCGAAGGUUAUUUAGGUAAUGCGUUUGUGAAUAUGUAUUGUAAAUGUGGGAAUUUGAGCUUGGCUCGGGAAAUAUUUAACGGGAUGAGGAUGAAAACUGUGAGUUGUUGGAAUGCUAUGAUAAUUGGUUUGGCUGUCCAUGGUUAUUGUGAGGAGGUUUUCCAAUUAUUUUCAGAGAUGGAAGAGAGUCUCGAUAAUAGUAUUAGGCCGAAUGGGCUGACAUUUACUGGUGUUUUGGUUGCUUGUAGUCAUAAGGGAUUGGUUGAUAAAGCAAGAUGGUAUUAUGAUCAUAUGGUAAAUAAGUACAAAAUUGUGCCCAAUAUAAAGCAUUAUGGUUGCAUGGUUGAUCUUUUAAGUAGAUGGGGUUUGUUGGAAGAGGCUUAUCAGAUGAUUAAGACCGCCCCUUUCACUAAUAGUGAUGUGUUGUGGAGAACAUUGCUGGGUGCUUGUAGGAAACAAGGUAACAUGGACUUGGCUGUGAUAUCCUUCCAACAACUUGCCAAGGAGCAACUAACCGAUGGAGAUUACAUGUUGUUAUCUAACAUUUAUGCUGAAGCUGGAAGAUGGGAUGAGGUUCAGAGAUUGAGGAGUGAAAUGGGUUACUUGCAUGUUCCUAAGCAAGCUGGCUAUAGCCAAAUCAACAUGAAUGUAUCUGUCAGGCUUUCCUAAACAAACCAUUGGCCUCUUUUGAUGAGUUAAGCUAAAGACAUUUUUUAGUCAGCCAUGUGCCCUUAUAUGAAGUUAAAAUUCUUUAGUUAUGCUAGAGAAUUGGAUUGGCAUGAAGACUGUGGAUGAAACUGAGAAUCUUAAAUUCAGUUCCACCAUCAUCUAGGAGGUGUCAAAGGAAGGCCCAAAAGACGAAGGAAGGAUGGCAGUGCGGCACCAAUGAGUACUACUAAGCCGAGAAUGUCAUAUUCUGAAAUCACCUAUUCGAGAUGUGGCGGUGUCCAAAGCAUAACAUGAAAGGGUGUGUGGUAAUGAAUUGAAGGGUUACCAAAUACCAAUAAGGCCAAAAAAAAAAGAAAAAAGGAAACUGUUUGCUCAACCACAGGCUAAGCCACAUUCCCAGCCGAUGAACCACAGAUUGAAGCUCGUCCUCAGGUAGAGCAAGUAACACUCACAAAUUCCUAUAUUGAUCAAGUGAUACAUUUUAUCCUAUGUGUAUAUUGAUAGAGUGAAACAUUUUAGCCUAUGUGCGUUUUGUUCUGCAUUGAUUGAUUGAAUUAAUUUUGUAAAAAUGAAUUGAACAAUAAAUUUAAAUGUAAAAAUCAUGUUUGGUGUCAAAAGUUACAAUUACAAAUCAUAGCUUUA